Messenger RNA from Pecten maximus, 4070 nucleotides. RefSeq lists its product as uncharacterized. NCBI's taxonomy places the organism in Eukaryota, Metazoa, Mollusca, Bivalvia, Pectinida, Pectinidae. The record is from RefSeq and is a predicted model, not a curated record. The coding region runs from base 15 to 3233 and encodes 1072 amino acids. The transcript is spliced from 16 exons.
UCAUCGCUUUGGUCAUGUUUCCUCCACACGGGAUAAUGUCCACGCUUUUCUUCGUUAUUACCAUGACCUCGGUGAUGUUUGGGUCAUCUGAGGGAAUCGUUUCCUCGGAUAUUUGCCCAGGAAGGCCGAAUUUUGUGAAAUCAUCACCAUUCUACACAAAUGUUGAAAUCUACCGAUCGAUCGGUCCAGGCCAAAAUUGCACCUGGGUGAUCGAACGUGAUGGCUGUGACAGCGGUGGUAUCGAAGUGGAGAUACGAAGAUGGGAUAGCAUGCGGGACGGCGAUGUAGUUUAUGUUUACGAUGGGCCAUCAUCAAUGUACCCUCCUAUUUUGGAAUACGGCCAGCGAUACAACCAGGCCCGUUUUGAACCCAAGAGGUCGUCUGGAAGAUUUCUAACAAUAGUCUUCCUUUUCAAGUAUGAUCACUACAACAGGAGACAUUUCAAACUACGUUACCGUAAUACACCCAAAGAUUUGUCACCGUCCCUGUCGGGAUAUAAGGGACCAGAGAACACAGUAUCGGAUACGUGCGGGGAGGAGAUAUUGUUGGCCCACCAAAAACCGAACGCCAUUACAUCGCCCGGAUACCCACGGGAGUACGGCAAUUCACUGGACUGUAAGUGGACCGUGACGUCCGAUAAACCCUGUAACGAUGACGUCAUACAAGUUACUAUUCACACGCUGUCACUAGAAGAGACGUACGAUCACCUUGUCAUCUACGAUGGUGACACAGAACGGCACCCUGUGUUGAACAAAUUGUCAGGGACUGCAGAACCACAAGUCAUCGUGGCGUCCGGAACCUCUAUUGUUAUUGAGUUUAAGACGGACGACACAGCAUCCGGGCGAGGCUUUUAUCUGUCUUACAUCCGGGGAAAAGCGACACCAUUACUCUCAGAAUCAGUCGUCGUUAAAAGGACGGAACACACUGUCGAGAUGUCUGUGGAUUUCAUAUCGAGUACCCCACAUCGCGCGGUGUAUUGGAGCAAAAAUGAUGUCAUCAUUCAACAGGACGAUAAACACACAUUCACCGUGACCCCGGCAAAGGUCAGUGUUGAGUCGGAACCUGGGGUCAAAGUGGAUGGGUUCACAGCCUCGCUCCUGAUUGAUGGAACAGAAUCACGUGACGCUGGCAUGUACAAAAUGGCCGUGGCUAACGAGCACGGCAUUAGUGAGCGUACACUUUACGUCAAGAGAGGACAUUCGGUAACGAUGUUACCACAUUAUGAAGCGUUUCCCAGGAAUGCUACAAUCACGGUGACCUUUUCUUCGGAUCCAGAUUUUAAGAUUGAAUGGUACAAGAAACAACGAUUCCUUACCCCCGGCAGUGAUGUUCGUGUCACGACAGAACUGGUAGGAGAGGGAGAGGACGGCAAUGCUAUUUAUAGGUCCGUGCUGUAUCCCGAGUCCCCGAAACAAAUCCACUACGGGGACUACAAGUUUAUCAUCAGGAAAGACAUUGGAACAGUGGAGACACACAUUCUCAUGGAUUUUCCCGAGACAGAACUACCCAAGUUGUUAGUUACACCAUCCCCAGUAGAGAUGAGGAAUCGAAGCCUGAUUCUUACGGUGAACUUUGACUCCAAUAUCGCGUAUCCAACGGUAAGUUGGUACCACGGUGAUGUUCCGCUGAGGACUUCAGACAGAUACCACCUCGAAUUGAGAUGGAAGGGGAUUUCCUCGGACUUGGUCGCACAUGGAUAUCCAUCUGUCCUACCGUCAACGCCGUUCAAACUUGUUACAAGUAGUAAUUCAAGUUACAGCUAUAUGUACCCGUCCAUCGGCGGGGAUAGAUCGUCGACCCAGCCUAACGCUAACUAUACAGCUGUGUUGACUAUAUCAGAUGUAAAACCAGCGGACUUUGGAAUCUACCGUGUUAUAUUGGAGAAUGACGCCGGAGCCACACACCACGUGAUCGAAGUGACAGCCCCGGAAGUUUUUCCUUACGUCACAUGUGAUCAGGCGGACACCAUCCAACUUGCGUGCAACGUCACUUCCUGUUCUGGAGUUACUCUAUCCUGGAUCCAUUCUGUUGACGAUGACGUCGUCAGAAAUCUGUCAGGUCACCAAGAUGGGUCAAUCAACACACUCACUAUCCCUGUGUGCAUGCACUCGGACGCAGGCAUAUACACGUGCGUUGCUGAAGAAGGAACCGGAAGUGAUGUAACAAUUCAACAUAACAUGGCCAUAGUCACGGUUAAAGCUGUACCAGUGAUUCUUGAAACAACUGUGAACAUCACAAGCGACCGUUUGCAUAUUGAACUACCGUUCUACUCAUACCCCCCUCAUCACCGAGUCACGUGGCACAGAAACGGUGGCCAGAUCAGUCCAUCUCAUAGAAUCACCAUAGGGACCGAACAACAUGACGUGAACCUACCAAUGCAUGGAAAGACAUGUAGACAGGUUGGUCAUGUGACUUCAGUAGAAGUGCCCGCGCCAGUAGACGAAGAUUUUGGGACAUAUAAGAUAACGAUCUCAAAUAAAAUGGGAACCUCCGAGCACAUCAUCGAAGUUCAAAAUCCAAAAUACAUCAAUCCUGUAGCGUCUAGUGACGUCAACGUUUCCUAUGAUGGCGGUUCUGCUGUACUCAGAGUGACGUUCACAACAUACUACCCAGAAUUCAAUGUGAAGUGGUACUUCAAGGGCGAGGAGAUUCGAGAAAACCACCGUGUCAACAAAUACGAAAUCCAGACUGAUAACUCAACUCAUUCCCUCAGUCCGAUUCCAGCCGUCCCUAAUUCCUUCGGGGUCCCUGUUACAGUGGUUCGGAGAAAACUCUGGAAAUCCUCCGUCCUGACUGUCACGUGUGUAUCAGAGAAGGAUUAUGGGAAGUAUGACGUCCUGGUUUCAAACAAGGCGGGAAAAGCUGUGAUUCCGGUGAAGUUGACAAAACACGGUCAAGGUGUUCCUGCCAUGGUCGGAGAUAUUGUAACCACCGUCAUCAAUUCCACGAGAGAGAUAUCUGCUAAAUUUCAUUCCGUGCCAAGAUAUCGGCUCAUCAAAUGGUUCAAGGAUGAUAGGGAGAUUACCAAUGAUACAUCGAAAUAUGUCAUCGUAAACAAGGACGUCGACAUUGAGAUCUCGUCUAGUGAAGAGUCGAUGAAGGAAACUGGAACCAUAACGAGGCUGCGCGUGACAUCACCUGAGGAGGACGACUACGGUCUCUACAGGGUACAGAUAUAUAACGACGUAGGAAUGAUUGACGGAUCAGCGACACUUGAUGAAGAUUGCAAGUGAGGUGAAGACACAUUGUGACAUUGAUCCUAAUUUCACGGAUUUGUCUACUGUAAUGGAAUCCUUGGCGUUCACUUUGAAAUAUGAACACUUAAAAUAGCAUAAUAUAUCUCAUACAUUACCGAUAUAAUGUUACAGAUAAGCAUUAUUUUGAAAUGUAACCAAAUUCAUUAUUAGACAUUGAGCUUUCCUGCUCACUAUAUUACACUGUCCGUAAGGCAGUGUAAAAAUGUUAAAGGUGCUUCAUUGUCGACAGACAUAGACUGAUUAUCAUUGGCGCCUAUCAAUUUAUAUCUGAUAUCAACACUAACAAAUACAGACGUUAUACCAGGGUCUAGUAAUGGUCGCUUAUCAAACCGGAAGUUGUACACUAAAUAUAGAGACGGAACACGAUAGAUUUGUUGAAAUUAUGGAGGACGUCAAUAACUUGUAACAUUUGUUAUUGCAUUGUUAUUCACAUAUGUCACGUGACGUGCACGUUGAUAUGUCACCAACAGAUAUCUCGUGACUCGUGAUAUUUUACGAUACUUUCCUGAAUGAGACUAGCGUGUAUUCUGUAUACAUGGUAAACAGAAAAUGAUUACUGAUGGUUUGUGUAUUUCUAUCUAGAAGUAUCUAGUAAUCCCAAUAGUCAAUGUAAAGUCUCCUUUAGGAACUGCCUGUACGAUACAUGUUUAAAUGUAAGUAUUUUGUAUAAUAAAUAUUAAGUUUGUGUAUUUCUAUUUAGAAGUGUCAAGUAGUUCCAAUAUAAACAUUGUUCAAUGUUGCGACUCGUUUAGGAUUUCCCCGCGCGAUUCAGUUUUAAAUGUGUAUUUUUAAAAUAAAUAUCAAGCAUCAUGA